UUGUUUUGCUUCAAGCUUUUAAUUAAGAUUUCCUUGGCUUUGCUGACCCAUUUCUAUAUUGUUAAAGGCAACAGAAAAGAAGCUGCCAGGAUAGCAGAAGAGAUCUAUGGAAUAGUCCCAGUGAAGUAGCACAGCAGCAGCAGCAGCAGGGCUGCAUAAUUUAUCUGUAGGCAUUUGAAAAGAGCACUUCCAGUCAUGUCACUCCCAGCAGAGCAGGGGAGAUGUGCUCCAUAUGGGAACUAUAUUUGCCACACGUUUCAGGGAGGCAGCUGGGCAGACCGAUCCCCUCUCCAUGAUGCUGCCUUCCAGGGACGCCUUCUCUCUCUGAAAACCUUGAUUGCACAGGGUUUCAACGUGAACCUGCUGACCACGGACCGAGUGUCGGCUCUCCACGAGGCCUGCCUGGGUGGCCAUGUGGCCUGUGCCAAGGUGCUGCUGGAAAACGGGGCCCAGGUCAACGCAGCCACCAUCGACGGGGUCACUCCUCUGUUCAACGCCUGCUGCAGUGGCAGUGCAGCCUGUGUCAGCAUGCUGCUGGAAUUCGGAGCCAAGGCGCAGCUGGGGAACCACCUGCCCUCGCCCAUCCACGAAGCAGUCAAGAGAGGUCACAGAGAGUGCAUGGAGACCCUUCUGGCCCAUGAGGUUGACAUUGACCAAGAAGACCCACAGCAUGGGACCCCUCUCUACAUGGCCUGCACCUACCAGAGAACAGAAUGUGUCAAGAAGCUUUUGGAGCUAGGAGCCAAUGUGAACGUGGGGAAGCGACUGGACACCCCCCUGCACGCGGCAGCGAGGAAAUCCAGUGUGGAGAUAGUUGUCUUGCUGACAGACUAUGGUGCUAACCCAAAAUGCAGAAAUGCUGACCUCAAAUGUGCCCUGGAUCUUGCCACGCCCCACAGCAAAGUGGAGCAGGCACUUCUGCUUCGGGAAGGUCCUGCCAGCCUCGCCCAGCUGUGCCGGUUGUGUAUCAGAAGGCAUCUGGGUCGCUCGUGCCUGUACUCAGUCCCCAAGCUGCACCUGCCUGAGCCACUGGAGAACUUCCUCCUGCAUCGAUAAGGCUGUGCCUGCCUUUAGACUGGAAAACAAAGAGGAACAAACGCUUGUUUACUCCAAGAUUAUUAUA
Motacilla alba alba is the source of this 1123-nucleotide messenger RNA. RefSeq names its product ankyrin repeat and SOCS box containing 11 (gene ASB11). NCBI's taxonomy places the organism in Eukaryota, Metazoa, Chordata, Aves, Passeriformes, Motacillidae. The coding region runs from base 196 to 1056 and encodes 286 amino acids. Gene Ontology annotation, molecular function: protein binding. The transcript has 8 exons. The record is from RefSeq and is a predicted model, not a curated record. Gene Ontology annotation, biological process: intracellular signal transduction; positive regulation of protein catabolic process; protein ubiquitination.